AUGUUCAGCAGCGGCAAGAUCUUCGCCAUGUGCAUCGCCGCCGUGGCCGUCUCGAGCAGAGUGCACGCUGAGCGAGAAGUGGCUGAGACUUUUGGCCUGCUCGGCCUCGGCCUCGGCCUCGGCCUCGGACACGGCAUCGGCGUUGGAGUGCCGGGCGUUGCUAGUGUCGGAGUGGGCCCUGGCGCGUACGGCCCUGGCGUUGUUAGCCCAGGUGUCAGCGUCGGUGUGCCGGGCAUCGCUGGCGUCAAUGUCGGUCUCCCCGCUGUGGGCGUUGGUGGCCCCGCUGUUGUCGGUGGCCCCGCAGUCGGUGUUGGCGGCCCAGUUGUAGGCGGCCCCGCAGUCGCCGGUGCUCCUGCCGUCUCGACUGCCAACGCUGGCGCGCCUGCCAAUGCUGUCUCCAACGCGAACGCCGGUGCGCCUGCCACCUCUACUGCCAAUGCCAACGCUGGCGCGCCUGCCACCUCCACAGCCAACGCCAACGCUGGUGCGCCUGCAACUUCCACUUCCUCAGCUAACGCCAAUGCCGGAGCGCCAGCCACCUCCACAGCCAACGCGAAUGCGAAUACUGAUGCGCCUGCCACAGUCACAGCAAAUACGAAUGCGAACGCCGACGCCGGUCCUGGCGGCAACGGCGGCACGACUACCAAGACGGUCACGUCGACGACUACCGAUGGAACCGCUACUGCGACCACUUCGAAGACCAGUGGCGGCGCGUCGGCCACUGCAAUCGCAUCAGCGGACGCGAAAGCUAGACCGAGUGGUGGCCCGAGCGCUGGUCCUAGUGGUGGCCCGAGUGCAACCGGUGGCGCUAGCGAUGGCCCUGCUCCAAGCGCCGGGAAGACCGGUACUGCUGGCACGGGCACCAUUGCUCCGAGCGGCGGGAAGACCGGUACUGCUGCCACGGGCCCUUCGGCUCAGAAGGGGGGCCGCAAGCUCCGCUCGGUCGAAUGA
Phytophthora sojae is the source of this 951-nucleotide messenger RNA. RefSeq lists its product as hypothetical. The coding region runs from base 1 to 951 and encodes 316 amino acids. The transcript has a single exon. The record is from RefSeq and is a predicted model, not a curated record. Lineage: Eukaryota; Oomycota; Peronosporomycetes; Peronosporales; Peronosporaceae.